Nothoprocta perdicaria is the source of this 2549-nucleotide messenger RNA. RefSeq names its product SH3 domain containing GRB2 like, endophilin B2 (gene SH3GLB2). The transcript is spliced from 13 exons. NCBI's taxonomy places the organism in Eukaryota, Metazoa, Chordata, Aves, Tinamiformes, Tinamidae. Gene Ontology annotation, molecular function: protein binding. Gene Ontology annotation, cellular component: cytoplasm; membrane. Bases 41 to 1276 code for a protein of 411 amino acids. The record is from RefSeq and is a predicted model, not a curated record. Gene Ontology annotation, biological process: membrane organization.
CGCCGCCAGAGCGGGGGCGGCUGCAGCGGCGGCGCCCGCCAUGGACUUCAACGUGAAGAAGCUGGCGUCGGACGCGGGCGUGUUCUUCUCGCGCGCCGUGCAGUUUACAGAAGAAAAGCUGGGCCAAGCUGAGAAGACCGAACUAGAUGCCCACUUUGAGAACCUUAUGGCCAGAGCAGACUGCACCAAGAACUGGACGGAGAAGAUCCUGCGUCAGACAGAGGUUCUGCUACAGCCAAACCCUAGUGCCAGAGUAGAAGAAUUCCUGUAUGAAAAGCUUGACCGGAAGGUGCCUUCCCGCGUCACCAACGGGGAGCUGCUGGCACAGUACAUGACAGAGGCAGCUAACGACUUUGGACCAGGGACACCUUACGGGAAGACCUUGAUAAAGGUUGGAGAGACCCAGAGGCUCUUAGGUGCGGCAGAACGGGACUUCAUCCACUGUGCCUCCCUCAACUUCCUCACCCCGCUGCGCAACUUCCUAGAGGGCGACUGGAGAACUAUUUCUAAAGAGCGGAGGAUCCUGCAGAACCGCCGCCUGGAUCUGGACGCCUGCAAAGCCAGGCUGAAGAAAGCCAAGGCUGCCGAGGCAAAAGCAGCGUGUGAGGGAGAUGCCGUGCCUGACUUUCAGGAGACUAGACCUCGUAAUUACAUUCUCUCCGCCAGCGCGUCAGCGCUUUGGAGCGACGAGGUGGAAAAAGCCGAGCACGAGCUGCGGCUCACGCAGACCGAGUUCGACCGGCAGGCCGAGGUGACGCGGCUGCUGCUGGAGGGCAUCAACAGCACCCACGUGAAUCACCUUCGCUGUCUCCAUGAGUUUGUGGAGUCUCAGACCAACUACUAUGCUCAGUGUUACCAGUACAUGUUGGACCUGCAGAAGCAACUGGGCAGUUCCAAAGGAGAAAUAUUUUCAGGCACGUUCGUCGGCAACGCCGAAGCUGCAUCUCCCRCCGCUGCUACCUCUCCUGCAGCCGUUGCUGCCGCCGCCGUCCCCGCUGUGCCUACCAUCCCCGUUGUGCCCACGCUUGGCGGGGUGCCUAACGCGGUGGCGGAGGGAGUGCUGAACCCCAACGAAGUCAAACCCCCUGCCAGUGGCACACGCAAGGCCAGGGUCCUUUAUGACUACGAAGCAGCUGACAGCAGUGAACUGGCACUCCUUGCAGAUGAGAUGAUCACUGUGUACAGCCUGCCGGGCAUGGACCCAGACUGGCUCAUAGGUGAAAGAGGGAACCAGAAAGGAAAAGUUCCUGUCACUUACUUGGAACUGUUAAGUUAAAAUGUCUCCAGGAAGAAGAAUGUCCAAGCAGAAUGCACCCCUCAUCUCCUGGCACUUCUAACACGGAUUUCUUCAUCAGAGACCAUUGCUGUCUUCAGGGAUGACCCUCCAUUGCUAAUAYGGGAAGCGUGGCAAAGUGGUAAAACUGUUAGGGGAGGGUUUGGGGAAAGGACAAAUGGCACUAGGAUGGAAUUCACUACCCAGCAGUGCAGCCUGCUUUGAGGUUCAUCUUGGCCAUGCGAGAUUCCUCCGUUUCCGUCCCUCUGCCCUAGUCUAGUUUAUUGCAGUGGUGUCCCCAGGGCCAGCAAACUGCUUCCCGCGGCGGCUGCUGCUGGAGCGUGUUGCACUUCCCUUGUGUUUGCUCUUGGUUAGUGCCUGGCUCCCCUCCCAGCCUCAUUCGUCAGCAGUAGAGUUCCCCGAAUCCAGUCUUCAAGCAUUCCAGUAGGGAAGUGCCCCACAAGCCCACUGGCAUAUUCUAACUGUUAAGGAAAGGAAGCUGAAGAGCUAAAAGCCCAUUAACCUGCACUGUCUUGCUUGCCUGUGGGGGAACAGUAACGCGGGGCUUUCUGAGAGCCAGCCCUCCUGUUAGUGCUGCCUGAUGGCUUCAGGGUAGAACUGAGCUGGGAGGCUGGAAGGAGAUGUGAUUGAGAAAACCAACCAAAAAAAACAUAGGGCCUGUAUGUCCAGAAUGAAACCUCGGUGAAAGGGACCAUGCAUCUUGCUUGCAUUUCCUCUGAGAAACUGCUCUUGGACUGCAAAGAGUUUACAAGCCUUUUUACAAGCUUUGCUCCCUGUGUUAAUUGUCCAGGCUCUUCUUUCAGUGUGUUUGGUGCAGGCUUAUGUUUUAGCCUGACUUUAUUUGCCCCCCUAGAUCACUGAUUUCACUAAUACCUUCCCCUCCCAUCUCAGCAGUGAACAGACCUGGUGCAUCCCAGUCCAGCACGGGGUAGUCCCGCUUGCUCUUGUCUCUCCACCAAAAAGCCAUCCUGGGUCAUACACAGAGGCAACUACAAUCCUGCUUUUCCCGACCCCUUCCCGCUCAACCAUCCCGGCUGCCCUUGGCGUUUGUGGUGAUUUAGCUGCAGGGGGGAAGCACUGAGGUGCUUUUGCCUUUUAAUCCUGUUACCAGCCUCGGAGCUCGGCCUGAGGRCUCCAGCUGCUGCGUCACCAGUUUCCAUCUCGAGCUGGGUUCAAGAGAGAAGCGCCCACCUGCACCAAGGUCUCCGUUCACUGCCCUCCUCGCGGUGUGUCAGACACYACCUUUGCUUGUUUA